Messenger RNA from Tetrahymena thermophila SB210, 2394 nucleotides. Its product is annotated as metallo-beta-lactamase domain protein. Gene Ontology annotation, molecular function: 3'-tRNA processing endoribonuclease activity. Gene Ontology annotation, biological process: mitochondrial tRNA 3'-end processing. The record is from RefSeq and is a predicted model, not a curated record. The transcript has a single exon. NCBI's taxonomy places the organism in Eukaryota, Ciliophora, Oligohymenophorea, Hymenostomatida, Tetrahymenidae. Gene Ontology annotation, cellular component: mitochondrion.
AUGAAGAUACCAAUUUAAAUUAUUUAGAAUUAUUUAACUUAGCAAAAGGCUUGUAUCAUGCUUACUGUAGAAGAUGCUAAGACUUAAAGGUAUCAUUUUAAUAUACCUGAUGCAACUUAGAGAUACCAAAAGGAGCAUUAUUUAAACUUUGUUAAAGGUUCAAGAUUCUUUUUAACUGAGUUAUCACCAGAAAAUAUAAAUGGAUUACUAGGGUUGAUGUGCACAAUGAGUGCAUAAGAUAGGAGUGAAGACACUUGCUUGUAUGGAGCUGGUAUAACUUAAUUUUUAGAAAGCACACGCUAUCUUAUGCAAUUAAAUAUGAAUCUUCAAAGCUGUUAUGACUUUUAAACAAAAUAAACAUUAUUAGGAUUUCAAAAUGGGCAAGAUUUAGUUAAACAUUUUGUGUCUGAUUCUUCUUAUUGCCCUCAAAAAUAAUAUAAAUUUAAUAAAUUUAUCUAAGAAAAUAACUUAAAAGCUAACGAUUCAGCAAGAUACAUAAAUGAUUAAAACGAAUACAAAGAUGAAUUUGUAACUAUUUAGCCAUUAAUAAUGCAAAAUCAAUAGGGUAAAAUGAAUAUCAGUUACAUAAUAACUACUAAGCAAAUAGCAGGCAAAGUAAUUAAAGAAAAGCUAAAUGAGUUUAAUGUUCCACCAAAAUUAACUGGAUAGUUAUUGAAAGAUGGCUAAAUCACUCUUCCUGAUGGUAAAGUUGUUAAUGUUAAAGAUGUUAAGGAAGAAGAUAUUGAUCCUCAAAUAAUAAUUAUUUCUGAUAUAUCUGAUUAUUCAAUUCUUAACUAGCUGAUAUCUUAAGAAAAGAUAAAAUAAUUAAUUGGAAAAAACAUUUCAGCAUUAGUUACAAUUGCAUAACCUGAUAUAAUAGAAAACGAUCUUUAUUAAAAUAAUUUCUUAAACUCUUUAAAGCCUGUCUAACACUUAAUUGUGAAUAGCGAAUAUAAAUAUCAUUUAGAAUAAUAAGAAGUAGAAGUUUUAGAAAAAACGCAUAAUGAAAGAGUUCAUCAUGUAAAUGAGCUCAAUAAAUACUUCCCUCUUCAUUUCCCUAAUUUGUAAAUUGAAAAUUUGACAUCGCGCUUUAAAUCAGGAGAAACUUCCAAAUACUUUUAAGGUAAAUAAAAUGAGUUUUUGGGGACUCCAUUAAAAGAGCUGAUUAUUUAUCCUUUUAAUAAGCCUUAUAGCUUGCUUAAUUAAACUAAAUAAAAGGUCAGCAAAAAGAAAGAAGUUUCAGAUGAUUUUAUUAAAAAUUUCGAAAAGUUAACUUUAGAAUAAGAAUAAACAAAUUUAAAUGAAUAAAAUUAAUAAAGCAAUUCCAAGAUAGUUUUCCUUGGGACGGGAAGCAUGAUCCCACUACCUUCAAGAACGGUAUCAGCAAUACUAAUAGAAAACAAUAAGAACAAUAUACUUUUAGAUUGCGGAGAAGGUACAUAUUCACAGAUUUUAUACUAAUAUGGAGUAGAAAAGAGCAAACAAAUAAUUAAAGAUACAAAAUUCAUUUUUAUAUCUCACAUCCACUUAGAUCAUUGUCUUGGUUUAUUCUAUUUUCUUUUUAAAAGGGAUUAAAUUAUCUAGGAAUAAUCUAAAGAAUAUAAUAAUCAAAAUGACGUUUACAUUCUUUUGUCUUCGAACUUGUUACCUUUAGUUAGGUCUUUUGAUAAAUACUCCUAUAGAUUUUCUAAAAACAACAAAUUCAUAAUAACUAAUGAUUAUAACAUAGAAGAAUAAAAACUUUAGGAACUUAUAAAUCAUGCUAACAAUAGCGAAGAUUUUGAUGAUAAUGAUCAGCUGAUUGGUGAUACUUUAUCUUUAUCUCCAUAUGAACACCCAAAAGAAUAGUAAAUUCUUAGAAACUACUUUAGUAAUUCCUCAUAGUACCUAAAGGAAUUCAAAGAAAAAAUGAAAGAUUUUAUUCAAAUCAAUGAUUUGCAAGUUUGUGAAGUAAUACACUGUGGAUAAUCCUAUGGGAUAUCAUUAAAUUUAAUUUGGGGAGAAAGGAACUUUAAGAUUAGUUAUAGUGGCGAUACUCGUCCCUGCUCAAAAUUCGAAGAAAUUUCUAAAAACUCUGAUGUAUUCAUACACGAAUGUACUUUUUCUGAUGACUUAUAAAAAAAUGCUGAAGAAAACAACCAUGCGACUUUAUCAGAAGCUAUUAAUAGUUGCAAAAAUUCCUCAUCUAAAAUGCUUGUCUUAACUCAUUUCUCUCAGAGAUAUUCUUAAAUUGAAGUAGAAUAGUUUAAAGGUGAUAAAGAUUUUUUAAAAAAUCACACAAUAGUUGCUAAUGAUCACUUUUAAGCACCUUUCUAUGAAUAUACUUUUGAUAGUUAUUUGCCUCAGAUAACCUAACAAGCAUAAAAGAUAUUUUCUAAAGAAGAAUAAAAUUGA